This is a messenger RNA of Juglans regia (Persian walnut), 2194 nucleotides long. Its product is annotated as pentatricopeptide repeat-containing protein At3g29230. Bases 180 to 1982 code for a protein of 600 amino acids. The transcript has 2 exons. Gene Ontology annotation, molecular function: RNA binding; protein binding. Gene Ontology annotation, biological process: RNA modification. Lineage: Eukaryota; Viridiplantae; Streptophyta; Magnoliopsida; Fagales; Juglandaceae. The record is from RefSeq and is a predicted model, not a curated record.
CAUAAAUAAACAACGUUGUUUGGAAGUAAUUUCACAAAACUCCAUUGAUCAAAGUCAACAUGGGCGAUGAAGUUCAACACAAGUAGAAGACUGGUAUAAUCCAUCGGCGUUCAGGCUCUUCUAAUUUUACCGCUCCCACAGACUCCUUGGUACCCUUUUUGAUUCCUCGUCGAACCCAAAUGCAAACUUUCACGCCAACCCGAACCCCAACAUGGGUUUCUGGUCGAAGACUCUUGGAAGAAAAGCUCUCGGACCUCCACAAGUGCGCCAACCUCGACCAGAUAAAACAAGUCCACGCCCAAAUUCUCAAAGCUGAUCUUCAUAGGGACCUCUUUGUAGCUCCAAAGCUCAUAGCGGCUUUCUCUUUGUGCCGCCAAAUGGUGCUGGCAAUCAAUGCUUUCAAUCAAGUCCAGGAACCCAAUGUGCAUUUGUAUAAUACGCUGAUCAGAGCCCAUGUUCAGAACUCUCAGUCGUCACAAGCCUUUGCCACUUUCUUCGAAAUGCAGUGUAGUGGGGUUUAUCCUGAUAAUUUCACGUACCCAUUUCUUCUUAAAGCGUGUUCUGGCCAAUCUUAUUUGCGCGUGAUCCAAAUGAUUCAUACCCAUAUUGAAAAAUUUGGAUUUUGUUCCGACAUUUUUGUGCCCAAUUCGCUUAUUGAUUGUUAUUCCAAAUGUGGACCGGUUGGUGUUAACGCGGCGAGGAAGUUGUUUAAGGUGAUGGGGGAGAAAGAUAUCGUGUCUUGGAAUUCCAUGAUUGGUGGUUUGGUUAGAGCCGGCGAGUUGGGGGAGGCUCGCGGGUUGUUUGAUGAAAUGCCAAAGAGGGAUACGGUUAGUUGGAAUACAAUAUUAGACGGCUAUGCAAAGGCUGGAGAAAUGAACAGGGCGUUUGAAUUGUUUGAGAAGAUGCCUGAGAGGAAUGUUGUAUCUUGGUCUACCAUGAUAUCAGGUUACUGUAAAGAUGGGGAUUUGGAUAUGGCAAGAAUGUUAUUUGAUAAGAUGCCAGUUAAGACCUUGGUUCCUUGGACAAUUAUUAUAUCUGGGUAUGCUGAAAAGGGGCUCGCAAAUGAGGCCAUUAGCUUGUACAAUAAAAUGGAGGAGGCUGGGUUGAAGCCUGAUGAUGGGGCCCUUAUUAGCAUUUUGGCUGCUUGUGCAGAGUCUGGUUUGCUUGGAUUGGGUCAGAAAGUUCACGCCUCUAUUAAGAGGACUAAGUAUAAGUGUAGUGCUCCAGUAUCAAAUGCAUUGGUCGAUAUGUAUGCAAAGUGUGGUAGCUUAGACGAGGCAUACAUCGUCUUUAAUGGAAUGACAAAGAGAGAGGUGGUAUCCUGGAAUGCCAUGCUUCAAGGAUUUGCUAUGCAUGGACAUGGCGAGAAAGCACUUCAGCUUUUCUCUAGAAUGAAACACGAAGGGUUUGAGCCGGAUAAAGUAACCCUCGUUGGUGUCUUAUGUGCUUGCACACAUGCAGGCUUUGUGGAGGAGGGUGUUCAAUACUUCUACACGAUGGAGAGUAAGUAUAAGAUAGUUCCCGAAGUUGAGCAUUAUGGUUGCAUGAUCGACCUUUUGGGUCGUGGGGGGCGUCUUAAGGAAGCUUUUAGGCUUGUGCGUAGCAUGCCAAUGGAACCAAAUGCCAUUAUUUGGGGAACCCUUUUGGGAGCGUGUCGUAUGCAUAAUGAUGUAGAUCUUGCCAGGCAGGUUGUGGAUCGCCUGAUUCAAUUAGAACCAUCAGAUCCUGGAAAUUUUUCUAUGUUGUCAAACAUAUAUGCUGCAGCUGGAGAUUGGGAUAGCGUUUCCAAUGUAAGGCUGCGAAUGAGGAAUACAGGAAUCCAAAAACCAUCAGGGGCUAGUUCUAUAGAGGUCGAUGAUGAGCUCCAUGAAUUUACGGUAUUUGAUAGAUCACACCCUAAAUCUGAGAAAAUAUAUCAGAUGAUUGACAGAUUGGUUCAGGACCUUAAGCAGGUUGGAUACGUCCCAAAAGCAUACCAAUGACAGGGGAUGCCUUGGGGAACAUUUCCAGUAAUAGUUCCCAAAAAGACUUUAUUUACUGUGUGUAUUUUGGCACAGAUCCUUCCUUUCCAAGAAACGAUAUGGAUGGUUUGAUCUAUUGUUCAUAUAUCUACACUUGUUAGAAUUGUAGACACCAUCAAUUUUUAAUUGAGAAAUGCAAGCCCUUAAAAGUGUAUCCUACCUUAAAAAAGUGU